Messenger RNA from Medioppia subpectinata, 1729 nucleotides. Lineage: Eukaryota; Metazoa; Arthropoda; Arachnida; Sarcoptiformes; Oppiidae. The record is from the annotation of a GenBank genome assembly.
AAGUGAACACAUUGUAGGCAUUCAUAGCAUUCACUCUCCCAUUGAAUGUGCAUUCAAUACAUUGAGACAACUCUAUAGAGACUGUCCUUGACUUCAAACUUGAGAUCUGAUAAACACUGAUAUUAUCAUCACUUCACUCAUUGUUUACCACUAUUUGCCUGCAAUUCAGCUAAUCGUCACUUCAGAAAAACUUUCCACUCAAUUAUCACACAUUUUGACACUCAUUUGUGUCUAGAAUUCAUUAAUUGUUUCAUUUAAUUGAUCCAAAAGCUGAGAAGAGAUGGCAAAUCUUAAGUUAAUAACCAACGCUAACGUCAAGAAAUCAUUGGUCAGUUUAGCACCAAUUGUCAACUCUAUAAGACAUCAACACAAUUGGUGGUCUAAUGUAGAGAUGGGUCCGCCCGACGCCAUCCUCGGUGUGACCGAAGCCUAUAAGAAAGACACGAAUCCCAAGAAAAUCAAUUUGGGUGUCGGCGCCUAUCGGGACGACAAUAGCAAACCAUAUUUACUGCCAUCUGUUCUCAAAGCCGACGAGAUUUUGAGAUCAAAGAAUUUGGAUAAAGAAUACCUUCCGAUCAGCGGUUUCGCCGAAUUUACUGCCGCCGCCGCCAAACUGGCCUUUGGAGACAAUAGUAGAGUCAUCUCUGAAGGACUGAAUGCAACGGUUCAGGGAAUCUCUGGAACCGGUUCGCUGAUGUUGGGCGCGAACUUCUUAAGGGAUUUCCAUUCGGGGCCCAAAGAGGUGUAUAUGCCGACUCCCACGUGGGGUAAUCACAUACCUCUGUUCAAAAGGGCCGGAUUUGCGGUCAAACAGUACCGCUAUUACGACCCCAAGACGUGUGGCUUUGAUUUCAACGGCGCUCUUCAAGAUUUGGCUAAAAUACCCGAAAAAUCAGUGGUUCUUCUGCACGCCUGCGCUCACAACCCGACGGGAGUCGACCCAAAACCCGAACAAUGGAAAGAGAUAUCGAAAAUAAUGAAACAAAGAAAUUUGUUUGCAUUCCUCGAUAUGGCUUAUCAGGGGUUCGCCACCGGAGACAUCGAUAGAGACGCCACUGCUGUCCGUAUGUUUGUCGAAGACGGCCAUCAAAUAGCUGUCGCCCAAUCGUUCGCCAAGAAUAUGGGUCUGUAUGGCGAAAGAGUGGGUGCUUUCACUUUAGUGUCCUCUUCUAAAGAGGAAACAUCACGGGUUAUGUCUCAGAUCAAGAUCAUUAUUAGACCGUUGUAUUCCAACCCUCCGGUAAAUGGGGCCCGAAUUGCGGCUCUCGUUAUGAAUGACCCGACGUUAAGAAGUCAAUGGCUUAAGGAUGUGAAAGGAAUGGCCGAUCGAAUCAUUUCGGUUCGAACUCGACUUAGAGAUGGCCUGAAACGCGAGGGUUCGACUAAGAACUGGCAGCACAUCACUGACCAGAUCGGUAUGUUCUGCUUCACCGGUAUGGACAAGGAUCAGGUCGAGCGCAUCACUAAGGAUCACAGCGUUUACCUCACGAAAGACGGCCGCAUAUCUAUGGCUGGCGUCACGUCCGGGAAUGUCGACUAUUUAGCACAUGCUAUGCAUAGCGUCACCAAAUAAUCAUUGGAUUCGCAAUAAAAUUAGAUAAAACUGUUAAUGAGUUUAGAAAGUAUUGAAUAAUUGAUUGGUUGCAGUGAACGACCGGUUAUUAAAUGCAAUAAAUUGUACAAUUAGUCGAAAAUCAUGUCUUUAAAUAAAUGCUAAACAGAAUCGUUG